Molecule: messenger RNA, 3396 nt
Organism: Lobosporangium transversale
Lineage: Eukaryota; Fungi; Mortierellomycota; Mortierellomycetes; Mortierellales; Mortierellaceae
Product: armadillo-type protein
Exons: 9
Coding region: 56-3340 (1094 amino acids)
Biological process (GO): tRNA re-export from nucleus
Cellular component (GO): nuclear pore; cytoplasm; nuclear matrix
Molecular function (GO): small GTPase binding; tRNA binding
Source: RefSeq, a predicted model, not a curated record
AAAAAAAAAAAAAAGGAAAAAAAGAAAAAAAGAAAAAAGAACAAAAUAUCGAUAAAUGGAACAUAUCGAAGAGGCCGUUGCUUGUGCGCUGAGCCCAACUGCAGACCUCGCCUUGAAGCAGCAGGCGACGCAAUACUGCGAGCAAGUCAAGGCGUCUCCAGAUGGAUGGCAAUUGUGUCUGGCGUUAUACAUUCGGGAGCCCAAGAGCACUCCAGAAACACGCUUGUUCUGUCUACAAGUAAUCGAAGAAGUUCUCAUGGCCAGGUCCAAUACAUUGGAUGAGUCGAGGUUGAACUUCUUUCGACAGACUUUCAUGGAAUAUAUUCAACGUGAAUUCGUCAACGGAGGCGUGGACAACACACUAAGUGGAGAGCCAUCAUAUCUCAAGAACAAAUUCGCGCAUGCAGUGGCACUUCUUUUCAGACAAACAUAUCUUAAAUCAUGGAACACCUUUUUUUCGGAUAUGCUUGCCCUCAUCGCUCCUUUACCUCAGUCGUCUGGAAAGUCAAAUAUGAAGAUGGUCGAUCUGUUUCUUAGGAUUCUUAUGUCGAUUGACGAAGAGGUUGUCAACACUCUUAGCGCUCGUGUCAGUUCAAAGGAGGAGAACACUUUGAACAUUAACAUCAAGGACCGCAUGAGAGAACAGGAUGUCCCAGCGCUCACUAAUGCCUGGUACGAGCUACUAGCGGAAUAUAAAGAGCGUAGCCUGGAUUUCGCAGAAAUGCUACUUCGUAUUGUAGGAGUUUAUGUUGUUUGGAUUGAUAUCUCCCUUAUCGUCAAUGAGCGAUUUGUAUCAUUGAUUUAUAGCUUCCUGAUGACCACAUCCAUCCGCAAUGCAGCAGCAGAUUGCUUGACAGACAUUGUUAAAAAAGGAAUGAAGCCAUUGGACAAACUCCAGCUCAUCGGCAUACUUGGCGUGGUUGAAGUCCUCCAGCGAAUCGAUCUUUCGUCUGACUCUGAGUUCCGUGAACGUGUCGCUCGACUUGUCAACAAUCUAGGCUUACAACUCUGUCAGAUAUGGCAGGAUACUAACCCUCAAGCCAACUCGAACUAUCCUCCUACUGCCAGCCCAACAGCCUACACUCAUAUUUCUCAUCUUGUCCCCAUCUUGCUCCAGUUCUUGAGAGAUGAAAACGACAAUGUUUCAGAGGCGGUGUUCGGCUUCUUGCGCGAAAUCCUUAAUAUAUUCAAGACAAUCAAAAAGGCGACUGGAUCGCUGCCUCAGGAACAAAAGGAGCUUAUGCGCCAGAUCCUAGAGUCGAUUGUUAUGAAAAUGAAAUAUGGCGAGGACAUGGAUUGGGUUUGUGUCGCCAUCGCAGGAGGCUCAGAAUCGGUUGGAACCAUUGGUGAGGACUCGAUAGCGGACGAAGAAAUGCUCGACUUUUUGGAACUACGUCGGGAGUUGAAACGUUUCUAUGAUCAGAUCGCCACCCUUUCGGCCAGUAUGACAACUACAUUUUUGCAUUCUGCUGUUACUACAACUCUUACGACUUAUGUGAACGAAAAAGUGUCGGGAUCCGCGGGUUCAUCAGAUUGGAGAGACUUGGAGUUGGCUUUGUACCUCCUCUAUCUUUAUGGAGAGGCCAUCAAGGGGGUACCUCAAUUUGCUGUUGUCGCUCCUAGUGUCGGAGCAAAUGGAGGGAAGAUUGUACAUCCUGUUCCACCGGCUGGAGCACCAUUGACUCCUCUGGGAGAAUGCCUUUUUGAGAUGUGUAAGAGUGGCGUUUCCGCAUAUCCACAUCCAUCCGUCUCUGCCAAUUUUUUCGAGAUUGCCUGUCGUUACUCCAACUUUUUUGAGAUUCGUCCAGAGUGCAUCCCUGACGUGCUGGAAGCGUUUGUUGACGCACGUGGACUUCAUCAUCCCAUCUCCGCAAACCGCACCCGCGCCUGGUAUCUGUUCUGGCGCUUCAGCAAGGAUCUCAAAUAUAGACUUACUCCAUAUGUUCAAACAGUUCUUACCAAUAUUCAGGAUGUAUUGACUAUUGAGGGUUCAUUGCCCCCGAUGUUGGCGCCUGACUUUGAUAUAUCCACAUACAAAGACCAGAUUUUUGAGACAAAGACAUAUCUUUUUGAGGCCGUAGGGCUUUUAAUCUCUCAAGAUUCUAUACCCGCUCAACAACAGGUCGAGUAUCUUUCUGCGGUCAUGACUCCAUUCUUGACCGAGAUUCAAGCGAGCUUGGAGGCAUGCCGUACAAUUCAACAGAGCUCGAAUGGAAUAAUUGGAGGAGGUGCUGGUGUUGGAGUAGGAUCGCCUAGGCAUAAUGAAAUGGAGACUGUUUGGACAUUGCAUCAGCGUUUGAUGGCGUUAGGUAGUGUUGCCAAAGGAUUCCCAGAUGUGAUGAAUGCCAAAAAGACUUCCAACACGGCGACAGGGGCAGGGACGGGAGCAGGAGCAGGAGGACCAUGUGCACAGAUCUUCAAGCAAGUGGCGGAGAUUACAUUGAUAGCACUGGAAACACUUUCGAGAUUUGAAAUCAUUCGAGCAGCGGCGAGAUUUACGUUUGGAAGGCUUAUCAACUGUUUGGGGCAAGAUGUGCAGCCAUACUUACCCACGUUGAUCACUGGCUUACUCCAGGAAUGCUCGGUUGUGGAGCUGGUCGAGUUUUUGCCUUUUAUGGGUCAGGUAGCGCACAAGUUCAAGGCGACGAUCAUGUCUAUUUUGAACGAGCUGUUCUUCCCUCUGGUGCAAAAAGUGUUCUUCUUCUUGAACCAAGUUCCUAGUGGUACAGAUGAGGUCAUGGCCCUAGUUGAACUUCGCAAGAGCUACUUGGCAUUUUUGAUGGGAUUGUUUUCGUCUGAACUGGAAAGUGUGUUGAUCACUGAAGUUAAUGGCCAGCAUCUGAACUUGAUUUUGCAGAGCGUACUUCAUUAUGCACAAGAUAUGACGGAUGUGCCGGUGAGCAGGAUGGCAUUUGGUAUUUUGCUCAAAGCAGUCAAUUCCUGGGGUAGUCAAGGAGAGACACCUGGGGAGAAGCCUUCAAAUGGGGCCAAUGGUGUUUCAGAUGGAUCGGUAGAGGGAGGAACUAAGCAGGAGGCGCCCGGGUUCUAUCAGUUUAUGUAUGAGCAUAUUGUUCGGAUUACAUUUGAAGUACCCAUGAAGCCCUCGUUUGAUUUGCAGGAUGGUCAAUCGGUGUUGGUGCUAGGAGAGAUUGCGGGGUUGCAAAAGGCUAUGGCAGCGAAGCAGGGAGAUGCGUUUUUAACGUACUUGAGUCAAGUUUACUUGCCAUCGAUCAACUGCCCCGUAGAUUUGACGCAGGAAUACGUACAGGCACUGCAACAACUGGAUGCGAAGCAAUUCAAGAAGUAUUUCCAGGCCUUUAUUCAAAAAUCAAGAUCCUGAAAGGGCGAUGUUUCAAUUUAGAUGUAUUCUAUUGUGAAUGAAGCUCCAUAAUGCCU